AUUCUCGACAAGGCGGAGGGCAAUGCCACACAUAUCAACGGGCACCCCGCGUGGGGCGCAGCCUACAACAUUGGCAAUCGGUCGGCGGUUCCUAUGCAGGUCCACGCCAACACGUUCUGCGCGUUCGGCAUGCAUCUGCCCAACGGUUAG
Laetiporus sulphureus 93-53 is the source of this 150-nucleotide messenger RNA. RefSeq lists its product as uncharacterized. The record is from RefSeq and is a predicted model, not a curated record. The annotation marks the transcript as partial. The transcript has a single exon. Lineage: Eukaryota; Fungi; Basidiomycota; Agaricomycetes; Polyporales; Laetiporaceae.